AUGGGACUCGGUUCGGGCCACGUGCCGCUCAGGACCGCCGCCCGUUGGGUCGCAACUCGCAACACUGGAGGAAAAUUCGCCGUCCACCAGAAACAGAAGGCACGAUCAUCAGCGAAUUGGCGCGAAAACUAUUAUCCCUCAUCCAGCAUCCGGUGUACACUCCUUCGUCUUUUACCGACCUCCGAUGCUCUAAACCCCUUGGGCCUCUACUUUGCAUCGUCUAACAUCUGCACCGUCAAGCUUUUGCUGCAUUGGGAUCUCAUGUCCGUCCAGGCAUUCAUCAGUGGGACCAGCGGCAACUUCCGCCUCGGAGAUAUUCACGAUGAGUUGCUUUACUUCUGCUUUGCGCUCAAUUCUCUCCUGAUUUUCUCGUUCAUCCUCAUUUCAAUUACCCAUCUUCUGCCCGCGUUUGCAGAUGCUAAAAAGGACACCCGACGUACUCCGUAG
Molecule: messenger RNA, 447 nt
Organism: Aspergillus neoniger CBS 115656
Lineage: Eukaryota; Fungi; Ascomycota; Eurotiomycetes; Eurotiales; Aspergillaceae
Exons: 1
Coding region: 1-447 (148 amino acids)
Source: RefSeq, a predicted model, not a curated record